Messenger RNA from Lactuca saligna, 1179 nucleotides. NCBI's taxonomy places the organism in Eukaryota, Viridiplantae, Streptophyta, Magnoliopsida, Asterales, Asteraceae. The record is from the annotation of a GenBank genome assembly.
AUGACGAUCCGAUUUGCCACCCUACUGUCGCUGAAUCCUAGAUCGCAGCAUCAACGAUUUCACGACACCGCAUCUAGUAUCAGGUUAAGAGUUAUCUACUUAUUUAAACCACUGCUACAGCAAAAUCCCGAUCAAACAGAUAGACGAUCUUUCAACAAUCAUGUCUUUCACCAUAACCAAAUCUAUACUGAUUUUAACUCUCGUUUUCAUCUUCUUCCAAGUCAACACUUCAUAGUUGGCUCCCUCCGCCACCCAACUCUCCUUUCUGUUUCCGAUGCCGGAGUUAUCAACACACUAGUCUCCGACGAUUCCAUUCCGGCCAACUCCUCUUUCCUUGGAAUCACAGUAGACAUUGUCCACAACCGUAUCCUAGCAGUAGUCCACUCCCAUUCCCAACCUUCCAACUCCGCCCUUGCCGCCUACGACUUACGCAGCCCCCACCACCGCCUCUUCCUCUCCGCCCUCCACGACACCGCCUCCACCACCACCGCCCCCGCCGCCAACGACGUCACCUUUGAUUUCUCCGGAAACGCGUUCGUGACCAAUUCCGCCAGCAACUUCAUCUGGAAAGUGGAUCUUGAAGGCAACUUAUACAAAGUUGAUUCCGAAGAUGGGACAGCAAGAAAGAUUCAAUUAAACAAGGAAUUGAAUUCCCCCGAUGGAAUUGCAUUCAGGAGGGAUGGUGUUCUAGUAGUGGUGUCAAAAGAAAAGCUUUACUUUAUCAAGAGUGACAACAGUUGGAGUGAUGGUGUGGUUUAUGACGAGACUGCCCUUGAUGCCGAACGUUUUGCUACAUCGGUGACUGUAGGAGCGGAGGACAGGGUGUAUGUGUUAUAUGGUCAUGUGGACGAGGGUAUAAUGGGAAAUUCACAAAGGGAUGAGUUUAGUAUUUUGGAGAUUUCAAAUGCGUCAGCUUUAUACAAAUAUGAACAAGAAAAUUGCAUAAUCAUGAGGGCUUUCAACAAAAGUUCGAAUCCUUCAGAUUUUUUUGACGGAUGCUCUUUUUGUGACUUUUUAGAGCAGAUAUUGUUGGAAAAAUUAUAGUUUUAGAUAGGAACGUUAUUUUAGUUGAAUUAUGUUGCAAUAACUUAUGUUUUGUGUAAAGAUUGUUAUUUUUGUGUUAAAGAUUGUUAUUUUUGUGUUAAAAACUAUAUUUCAAUUAUAUAUAUGAUAAUCGGG